Messenger RNA from Mya arenaria, 1549 nucleotides. RefSeq lists its product as uncharacterized. The transcript is spliced from 6 exons. The record is from RefSeq and is a predicted model, not a curated record. Bases 464 to 1180 code for a protein of 238 amino acids. Lineage: Eukaryota; Metazoa; Mollusca; Bivalvia; Myida; Myidae.
GCACCGGGAAGGCAGAAUGACGGUCAGUACGGGUAUGCAGCAACAAAUUACCCAUACUGUCAAGGACCGAUGCAUGUUGAAGUGCCACCGAAGGGCGCCUCGGACAAAGUGAAGGAAGGCCUACAUCAAGUGAAGCUGGUUUCCCAAUGUGGGGUUUCACGCUCCUAGUUGAAGACGCCCGUGUUUCGUGUGUUGUGAUUUUCUUCGCCCCGGAAUUACUUUUAAAUACUUGUGUUGGGGACUUAACAUGUUGUGUCUGAUUGUUCAUGGAUGUAUUUGGAUACGACGUAGCCUUUGCUGCCACAGGGUGGAAGCCUUCUAGAACGUGGCGUGAUUGAUCGGUUGGAAAUAAAGCAAGUGAGUCGACUGACACAGUGAUUGACACAGUGAAGGAAACAGGUUCGAUAGCGGUCAACAAGUUAAUCAGACAACGAGACAAGAGAUUUACCGACGCUUGGAAGCCAUGGGUUCCUCAUCAACAAAAUACGAACGGGAAAAAACAGGAUUCCAGCCAGAUUUGGAGAGGUCACCAUCUUACUUUCGCUCGAUUGAACAUGGACAUUCAACGUGGGCUGGAAACAAUUGGUCCUCGUUGAGUCGCCUUGACAAUGCAUUGUCCACAGUCAGGGUUUGUCCGAAAAAUGCGGAAAGUCUUCGGCGCAUUUUACAAGACAGGUAUUUUAGUGAUUGGGGCGAAGCAUGCGAUGUGAAGGAAUACAAUGGGUUCACGUUGACAGAACUGCCUACGCUGGUUGAUAAGAUUGGUGAUGUGUUUGGCGACAAGAAACAGGAAAUACAACGGAAGCUGGGACAAAUACAGUUUUGUGAAUACUUGGAUGUUAAAGUGUUCGAGUUUACAUUUGGGGAGGAUCUUAGCUCGGGCGAAAUUCAGUUUGGAAUGAUUGCAAUUUCAAAAUCCGGCAUCCAGCUAGAAGCCGUGUCCUGCCUAUAUCAGCUUAAUUUCACCCUCGCACCAGUCAAGGUUACCAAGGAGACCAAAAGCUAUUUCCUAGGGUUUGAGAUUGGAUCAAGCACGACCACAUGGCAGGAAGGGACGCGACUUGAACUUGUUACACAGAAAGAACUGUUAAACUUUUGUAGGUACAAAGCGUUGAAGGAAUUUCAGAACAGACACUUGGCUACAAGAAUAAAUUGUGUCCCUUCUAUUGAGUACGUAUGAAGAGAAAAUGAAUUCACGAUGCUUCAAUAUAAAGGGCUGUUAAAAAAUGCCAUGUUGUAGAAUUUGUUCUAUGCGGCAUAAGACACAGUUUCGCAAAUCACAUACAUAUCAUCUUUGUUUGUUCAAAUCGUAGACAAGACUUGAAAUCAUUUUAAAGAUAAAACCUCAAUAUGACUUUUCACUUCAUUUCGAUUACCUAAGUGUACGAUUUGCAGAGCGAGAAUGUACGCACAAAUUAAUAUAUAUAUUAUAUGAAAUCGCCACAUAUACAUAUAUACGCUGCAGCUUGAUCACAACCAACAUUUAGAGUUAUGCUUAUGUAUCAAUUCAAUGGCAUGAAUGUGUUCAAUUAUAAUUUCCUUAAUAAAG